Molecule: messenger RNA, 1864 nt
Organism: Saccostrea echinata
Lineage: Eukaryota; Metazoa; Mollusca; Bivalvia; Ostreida; Ostreidae
Product: cartilage acidic protein 1-like
Exons: 1
Coding region: 47-1726 (559 amino acids)
Source: RefSeq, a predicted model, not a curated record
UAUAUGUAACACGGCGUUUGCAAGUUUAAUUACUCGCGUGGACGGAAUGUACAUAAGAACAGAGAUGGAGAAAAUCAUCACAGCGGUUACAUUAACAUUCUCAAUUACCUUUCUUUCUUUAUACAUGGACAGCAUCAAUGCAGCACAAGUGCAAAAUGAAGGAAUGUUCAAAAGAACAAAAUGGUUGAAAGGUUUGGAUACCUCUCAGCUAAACUAUGGAGUAGCAGUCUCAGAUGUAGAUAACGAUGGAUCUCUGGAAUGGAUCGUUGCGGGUUUUAGUGGACCUAAUUUUGUGCUGAAAUACAACGCUACAACCAAACGUCUAGUCAAUCUUGCAAAACAAGAUCAGAGAUUUAGUGCAAUAGGUGAUGUUGGUGGUCAAGCAAUUGGUGUCUGUGCGUGUGACAUUGAUGGAGAUGGACGAGAGGAAAUUUAUUUUCUGAAUACAAAUAAUGCAUAUGCUGGUCGUGCCGAUUACGGAGAUUCGUUGUUCAAAUGGAGAAAUGGUAGGUACGUCAAUUUAUAUUCUGAUCCAGUCAACUCAAGAAUGGAUGCAAAGAGUUUUGCUGGUCGAUCAGUCGCUUGCAUUGACAGACUUGGGACUGGAAAAUACUCCAUCAUUAUUGCAACUUACUCUCAGGGAGGUACCGGUAACUUUGCUUUAGUGGAGAUGGAUGAAAAUCAUCCGAGCAACAACGUUAGGUCCGGAAAUAUUGUUCUAAAAAAUGUAGCAAGUAUUGCAAACAUCAAUAAAGCCACUGGUGGAAGAGGUCUUGUCGUAGGGCCUAUUUUAGGAAACAAUGGAAAAUCUGACAUAUUCUUUGGAAAUGAAGGUAACCCAUGGAUGGGUAAUCCCGGAGACAAUUUUUUAUUCAAAAAUCUUGGGAAUGGAUCAUUUGAAGAUGUUGCUGAACAGGCAGAAAUUCAGGAUAAAUAUAAUAAUGCAAGGGGGAUAAGUUUAGGCGACUUUAAUAGAGAUGGAUUACUGGACAUAGCAUACGGCAAUUGGGCAGGUCCACAUAGACUUUUUAUGCAAUAUAAAUCAGCCAAAGGGAUGAGGAAAUUUAAGAAUGUUGCUACAGGAGAUUAUGCUGUUCCAACAAAAAUUCGCACAGUUAUUGCCGCCGAUUUUGACAAUAACGGGGACACUGACAUAUUCAUGAACAACAUCUGCAGCCACCGAAAUCCAAAUGACAGGGAGCCAAAUAAAUUAUUCACUGUUGUGCCUAAUCCGUCUAAUAACAGUAAUGAUCCUGUCAUCCGAAAAAUUGAUAUCGGACAGGCCAAAGAGCCUAGGGGGUUCGGGACGGGGGCAGCGGUAACGGACAUGGAUGGAGAUGGAUUGCUAGACCUUCUUGUGUCACAUGGGGAAAGCAAAACACAGCCAUUACAAGUCUAUAAGGUAAAUCGUCAACUUGCCAGAAAUGCGACCGGGAGAAAAAAUAACUGGGUUAGGGUGUUCCCCCGCACCAAAUACGGAGCACCGGCCCGAGGGGCCCACGUAAAAUUAACUACCCGGUCUGGUAGGGUUUACAGCAGUGUCAUUGAUGGAGGAUCUGGGUAUCUCUGCCAAAUGGAGCCCAUCGCGCACUUUGGGAUCGGGGAGGACAAACCCCAAAGACUUGAAGUUCAGUACCCAGAUGGGGUUAUCGUAACGGUCUCUUUGAGGAAGUCAGACAAAAAUAAAAUUCAUUUUGUGGACCAUCCUAAUAAAGUGCAUCAAUAGUCCAGACACAGUGUGUAAAAAAAAUAUAUGAAAUAUAAAACAUGACUGAAUCUCAAAUUUUUUUAAAUAUUAUAAUUAUUAUGAUUAAUAUUUAUAUUUUACUUUUACAACUUUAACUGUUUUGCAAUAAAAUUGCCA